GAGCACCGGGCACGGACAGCCGAGCACCGGGCACCGAGCACCGGGCACGUCGUACCCGACGCCGCACCCCGGGAUCGAGCCGGGAGCCCCGGGCACCGCACUCCCGCCCCCGUGUCCCCGACUGCAGCCCGUAGCCGGUCCCUCUGCCUUUGCCGGUCCCGUAGCCGGUGCCUGUCCCGCUGCCGGUCUCGCCGCCGUCCCGCCCGUCUCUCCCCUUCGCCGCCUCCCAUCGCCGCCCGCCCCGCGUGUCCGGAAACACGCGUGGAUGUAGCGGCCGGGCCGGGGGCUCGGCGGUCCAUAAAUACCGGGCGGGCUCUCGCCCGCGCACUCUGCCGGGGCUCCCGGUGCCGGAGCCAUGCGAGCCGCCGCGCUGGGGCUGGCGCUGCGGGCGCUCUGGGCGCUGGCGCUCUCCUCCCUCUCCAACACCCUCGCCGUCAACAACAGCGGGCGCUGGUGGGGCAUCAUCAACGUGGCCUCGUCCACCAACCUGCUGACGGACUCCAAGAACGUGCAGUUGGUGCUGGACCCCAGCCUGCAGCUCCUGAGCCGCAAACAGCGCAAGCUGAUCCGCCAGAACCCCGGCAUCCUGCACAGCGUCAGCUCCGGCCUCCAAACGGCCAUCAAGGAGUGCAAGUGGCAAUUCCGCAACCGCCGCUGGAACUGUCCCACCUCCCAAGGCCCCAACAUCUUCGGCAAAAUCGUUAACCGAGGCUGCCGGGAGACGGCAUUCAUCUUCGCCAUCACCAGCGCCGGCGUGACCCAUUCGGUGGCCCGAUCCUGCUCAGAGGGUUCCAUCGAGUCCUGCACCUGCGAUUACCGGCGCCGCGGUCCUGGGGGGCCCGACUGGCACUGGGGGGGCUGCAGCGACAAUAUCGACUUUGGGCGCCUCUUCGGGAGGGAGUUUGUGGACUCCAGCGAGAAGGGACGCGACCUGCGCUUCCUCAUGAACCUGCACAACAACGAGGCGGGGCGCAUGACGGUCUUCUCAGAGAUGCGCCAGGAGUGCAAGUGCCACGGCAUGUCGGGCUCCUGCACCGUCCGCACGUGCUGGAUGCGGCUUCCCACCUUCCGCGCCGUUGGCGACGUCCUGAAGGAUCGCUUCGACGGCGCCUCCCGCGUCAUCUACGGCAACAAGGGCAGCAACCGGGCGUCGCGGGUCGAGCUGCAUCACCUGGAGCCCGAGAACCCGGCUCACAAACCCCCCUCGCCCCAUGACCUCGUCUACUUCGAGAAGUCGCCCAAUUUCUGCACCUACAGCGGGAAGACGGGGACGGCGGGCACGGCCGGGCGCUUCUGCAACAGCUCCUCGCCGGGUUUGGAUGGGUGCGAGCUGCUGUGCUGCGGGCGCGGGUACCGCACGCGCACCCAACGCGUCACCGAGCGCUGCAACUGCACCUUCCACUGGUGCUGCCACGUCAGCUGCCUGAACUGCACCAACACGCAGGUGCUGCACGAGUGCCUGUGAGCCCCCCGGGGACUCCCCUGCCCAGCCCCAGAGGGGGUCCACCAAGCCCCCCAUGACGGGUGCCCGGCUGGAUUGAAGGCACCCAUGGGUGGCUCUGCCCUGGGGACCCCCCUUAUCCCAUCCCGGGCAGAACGGCCACCCCAGGGCCAGCAGCCGGCCGGGGUGGGCUCGGUGCCACUCAUCUUCCCGGCCACCCCUCAGCCCCUCCCGGCCCUGCGGGGUCCCCUUUUUGCUGUAAAUAAAAUAUUUAUUGUGGGUGGUUCGACGCUGCC
Cuculus canorus (common cuckoo) is the source of this 1737-nucleotide messenger RNA. It is a transcript of the gene WNT1, whose product is annotated as Wnt family member 1. NCBI's taxonomy places the organism in Eukaryota, Metazoa, Chordata, Aves, Cuculiformes, Cuculidae. Gene Ontology annotation, molecular function: cytokine activity; frizzled binding. The coding region runs from base 356 to 1465 and encodes 369 amino acids. Gene Ontology annotation, cellular component: extracellular region. The transcript is spliced from 4 exons. The record is from RefSeq and is a predicted model, not a curated record. Gene Ontology annotation, biological process: multicellular organism development; cell fate commitment; canonical Wnt signaling pathway.